Molecule: messenger RNA, 2753 nt
Organism: Phasianus colchicus (ring-necked pheasant)
Lineage: Eukaryota; Metazoa; Chordata; Aves; Galliformes; Phasianidae
Gene: ETNK2
Product: ethanolamine kinase 2
Biological process (GO): phosphatidylethanolamine biosynthetic process
Cellular component (GO): cytoplasm
Molecular function (GO): ethanolamine kinase activity
Source: RefSeq, a predicted model, not a curated record
CGGUGCGGGGCCGGUGCGGGUCCCGCUGACCUCACAAUGCGGGCGGGCGCUGGUGCGGGAGGCGGGCGGCGGGAGGCGGGCCGGUGACUCAUGGCUUCCCAACGACGGGCGGCUCCUCCCCGCGGCCGCCGGCCCCGCGGCAGCCCCCGGCACAUGGGCCGCGGGUCGGGGCGUUCGGAGCCGGGGAUGGCCGUACCGCCCGGCCGCUGCCCGGAUUGCUGGGAUACGGAACGGGGAGGCGGUGGAGGUGGAAGUCGUGGGGUUCCCGGCGUGCUUCAGCUCGGUGUGUUGGUGGAUGAAGGAGACGUGCUGCCCGGAGCGCUGCGGCUGAUGCGGGAGCUGAGACCCAGCUGGGAGCCGGCCAGGGUGAAGACCAAGCUCUUCACCGACGGCAUCACCAACAAGCUGGUGGCCUGCUACACGGACGAGGACAUGGCAGAUGCAGUGCUGGUCCGUGUCUAUGGCAGAAAGACGGAGCUCUUCGUGGACCGGGAGACAGAGCUGAGGAACUUCCAGGUGCUGCAUGCCCAUGGUUGUGCCCCUGACCUCUACUGCGCCUUCCAGAAUGGGCUCUGCUAUGAGUUCCUGCCUGGCAUCGCCUUGGGGCCCGACCACGUGAGGGACCCCCGCAUAUUCAGGCUGGUGGCACAGGAGAUGGCCCGGAUGCACGCCAUCCACGCCAACGGGAGCCUCCCCAAGCCCAUCCUCUGGCAGAAGCUGCACAAAUACCUCACCCUCGUGAAGAUGGACCUCAGCCCAAAGGUACCCAACCCCAGCCUCCACCAGGAUGUGCCCAGCUUGGAGAUGCUGGAAUACGAGCUGGCCUGGAUGAAGGACACAUUCUCACAGCUGGGCUCCCCGGUUGUGCUGUGCCACAAUGACCUGCUCUGCAAGAACAUCAUCUACAACAGAGCUCAAGAGCACGUCCGCUUCAUCGACUACGAGUACACUGGCUACAACUACCAGGCUUUUGACAUUGGGAACCACUUCAAUGAGUUUGCAGGUGUGAAGGAAGUGGACUACCGCCUGUACCCCAGCAAGGAGACCCAGCUGCAGUGGCUGCACUCCUACCUGCAGGCUUACAAGCAGCUCACCCAGGGGGGGCAGGGAGGCAAUGGGGUCACCGUGUCCGAGAAGGAGCUGGAGGCUCUCUAUGUGCAAGUGAACAAGUUUUCUUUGGCAUCCCAUUUCCUCUGGGCAUGCUGGGGCCUGAUCCAGGAUAAAUACUCUACCAUAGACUUUAACUUCUUAAGAUAUGCAAAGCUAAGGUUUAGGCAGUACUUCAAGAUGAAGCCGGUGGUCACAGCCCUGCAGAUCUCCAAAUAGCAGCUCUGGCCCUUGGGACCCUGAGUUAUUUUGUCCUUGCUGCAUCCACAGCCCUGGCACCUCCCUCGCCCCCUCCCCGCCCAGGGGUGAGGGCAGGUCCCGAUGGUGGGAAGGGAGAAGAGGAGCUUUACCCCAGCCACCGAUUAAAGGAGACCCUGGACAUACCCAAGACUGGACCAUGAGAUGCUCAAGAGGACCACGGAGGUCCCUGCCUACACAAGGACAUCUCACCAUCGCCUUACAGCGAGCCUGGCUCAGCCCUGCUGCCUGACAGCCCUGUGUCCUGCUGGCAUUGCUGCUGCUGGGCCUGGCACUGGGAGGAAAUGGGACCCCUCAUCCAUCCAUUCAGCACUGAGCACUGCUGGGUUGCUUUAGCUGCCCCGUGCUCACACUGUGCCUGUUGGCUUCACUGUUCCCUCUUGUUCCCCUCUGCCCUGCCUGCUCAGCGCUCUCGCCCCCCAAAACCACCCUCCGUAGGUCUGUGUUCACCCCAGAGCUGGGGCUGUAUCUGAGCACGGGACCCUUUUCCAAGUGGGAUGGGUGCUGCUGUCACCCAGCUCCAGGCUGAGCCACGGUGCUGCAAGACAGCGAAGGCAGCAUCCUCAGCAGUGCUUCAAGCACUGCUCUGUGCUCAGCCUGGGGCUGCACCUCCCCACGGCCCCAUUAGCUUCACUUGCAGCAUCCCACAGAGCAGCAGGGGGGCUCCCAGCCCUGUCACCUUCUGUAUCCCCCAGUACUGGGGGGCUCAGUGCAACCCCAGGUAUGGAGUGUGGCUGCCCCAUCCCUGCACUCUUCCUCCCAUCGGUGCAGCUCUGGAGGCCCACAUGAGAUGCCCUGGCAGGAGAUGGAUGGAGCCGAGCUGUCCCUAGAAGUGGGCACAGCUUUGUCCUCAGCUGGCAUUUGGCUGCUGUCCCCUCUGUAAGGAUGAACCCACCCCACUGAGCACUGCCCAGCUCAUGACAGUGGUGGUGCAUCAGGUGGGGGCUGGGGGACACGGUCACUUGUCUCAGCUGCUUGGCAGAUGCCAAGGGACAAAGCGUCUGCCCCCUCUGCCAGGGCACAGGAACCUAACCCAGCAAAAACCCGCGACUUUUGUUGCAUCUGGUGUUUGUUUUGGUGCACAAUAAAAGCUGCUGGUAGCUGGAAAUCGGGGGCCGAUGGAUCUGUGGUGCCUGGUUCAGGACUUGGGUUAAUGCAGAAGCUGAGGGGGCCUCUCAUCACAGGGUGUGCUGCUGCUGCUGGACCCCUCUGGCAGAGCAGUGUCCCUGCUCCAGGCAGGGCAGUGUGGAGCAUUUGGCUGCAGGAGGCAGCGGGCAGAGGAGGCUGAGCCCCAAAUGUGGGGAUGAGACAGGUAAGAAGGGAGGGCAGGGGAAAGAGCAGUGGAACAGCACAGAGAAAGCAUCGUAUAGAACAGGAAGAGGGGUGGG